AUGGCUACUGCGCAAGCCCAGACGUACGCUCCGACCAAGGUCGUCAAGAGUGACUACCCGCUCAUCGACAACGAUCCUCACUUUAAGAGAGUUAUUGGCUAUGCCCGGCCUUCGGACUAUCUCCACGGAGCCGUAGCUGCCGCCUUCGGUCCCGCAGCUCUCCUCACCCUCGAGAAGUUCGCUCCUUCCCAUGUCGGCAAGGGAGGCAUGGCCCAGGCCAUGCGACUGGCUGGUGCCGUUGGCUUGGCUGGAGGCUUCCUCUACUUCUACCAACGCUCGAGCUUACGAUUCUAUGGGGCUACUGAAAACGCACGUGAGGUUGAAAUGGAUAUGAAGGAGAUGGUGGCAAAGGUCAAGGCUGGCGAGCCGCUUUACGGAGCGAGCAGGCUCACACCCCACAUGCAAGGUGUCGCCGCGCGGCAGUCGAGGUAUUCGGCCUUGUUCAUGGGUGUCGUACCCUGGUUUAACUUUGUCAACCAUAACCAGCACGGCGUCGACACGGCCAAAUACUAUCAGCAAGCUGAAAGAGAGCUUGAGGCUGAGCGUUUGCAGAAUAGCAGCUCAUGA
This is a messenger RNA of Colletotrichum higginsianum IMI 349063, 567 nucleotides long. Its product is annotated as NADH-ubiquinone oxidoreductase 21 kDa subunit. The record is from RefSeq and is a predicted model, not a curated record. Lineage: Eukaryota; Fungi; Ascomycota; Sordariomycetes; Glomerellales; Glomerellaceae. Bases 1 to 567 code for a protein of 188 amino acids. The transcript has 4 exons.